Protopolystoma xenopodis is the source of this 273-nucleotide messenger RNA. NCBI's taxonomy places the organism in Eukaryota, Metazoa, Platyhelminthes, Monogenea, Polystomatidea, Polystomatidae. The record is from the annotation of a GenBank genome assembly.
AUGGACGAACCGAUUCGGCAAAGACGUUUUUCAUCCCAGCCAGCCCACCACCAAUCGACUUUUCCCGCCGUCGUAGUGCUUCCUGUCCUAAUAGGCCCUAGAAACCAUAGUUUCGGCAACAGUUCACAGGUUGGCAUUCUAAUUCUUGCCUGGGCUGCUGAUCCCUUUCUGGCCGGACGCAAAUCUCCACCCACUCUUUGCUCGCAUUUCUGUCUCUCUGUCUGUCCCCUUUCGGAGAAAGCAUCCAGCCGAUUUAUAUCUCGAUUUUCGUAG